This is a messenger RNA of Symbiodinium necroappetens, 786 nucleotides long. The record is from the annotation of a GenBank genome assembly. Lineage: Eukaryota; Dinophyceae; Suessiales; Symbiodiniaceae.
AUGCCACACAUCACGCCGCAGCCAACUCGUGUUCCAGCUCGACUACAGCGCCAACCGCUCCAACAGCAUCCGCACUUGGUGUUGAACAUGUCGGACCUCAAGAAGGCCGAACUACGCCAGGAGCUCGAGAAGCUGGGGGAGCAUCCACCUACCAGCUGGACGAAGAUUCAGCUGAAGCAUCGGCUGGAGGAGCUCACGGGUCAAGACAUGAGUGUGUCUACCAAGAGCCGCACCAAGAAGGUCUCGGAGAUGUCAGUGUGGGUGAAGGAGCUCAACAAGAACAAGGCGCGCAUCGAGAUGGAGGCGAUGAAGAAGAUCAUGAUGCUGUCGGAGCCCGACGGCUCCGAUCCGGUGUCUUUCGGCAAGUACGGCCCACAGACCUAUGCCGAGACGACCCGCAUCGACCCCAGCUACUGUCGAUGCGUGGUGCAUACAGCAAAGACCAAUGCUGCGGAUGCCGAUCCACGACUCAUCCGCUUCGGCCACUGGCUCAACGAUCAGGAUCAGCGCGAGAUGGUCCCUGCAGAGAACCCGGUGACCACCAAGUACCCCUUGCAGGAGCCCAAGACGGUGACGAUGACUACCACCACGACCACAUCGACGGCAUCCUCGAGCGGGUACCAACAGCAGAUGAACUUGCUGGUCGAGACGGUGGCUGCACUUCGAAACGAGGUGGCAGCCCUCAAGAGCGAGAAGGCACGGAAGACCUCGAUCAAGGACGACGAGAAGCCGUCCACCCCGAGAGCUACGCCAACCAAGUUGACGCCAUCUACGACGACACCGUGA